Molecule: messenger RNA, 3920 nt
Organism: Trifolium pratense (red clover)
Lineage: Eukaryota; Viridiplantae; Streptophyta; Magnoliopsida; Fabales; Fabaceae
Exons: 16
Coding region: 1069-3621 (850 amino acids)
Source: RefSeq, a predicted model, not a curated record
GAGUUUGUGGUGUACAAGAAAUACAAUUGUCUAUGGAGCAUAUUGCCUCAGUUUUUUCCAAAAGCUUCACAUAUCAUAACGAGUGUUUGGUAACUCGGCGACAUGCUGACAAUGAUGCUUUGGUCCUAGAUGUUGGUGGUAGGCUUUAACGAAUCUAGGACAAGCAUGGUAUGGUGGUCUUGUGCGCAGUAGCGGAGUUAGAUCAAAAUAUUCGGAUGGGCUGUAAAAAAAUUAAAUUUGUAUGUAUAUAAAAAAUUUAAGUUGUAAUCAAUACAUAUUUGAUUAUAAAAAAAUUUAAACUACGUAACUUAAAAUAAUACGUACUCAUUGAACGCGAUUAGAAAUCAUCAAUAAAUGAAUGAAAAAAUAUAAUAAUUUUCAUCGUGGCAUACAGUUACAAACAACAGAUACAUUAACUUUUUUUUCUUUUAAAUUUCUAAAAUUAUACAUGUCUAGAAUAAAAUAACAUAAAAAAUAAGUUUUAUAACGUUAAAAGAUGUCAUUAAAUAGAAUCAAUUAAGGUUUCAAUCUAAUAACCAAAUAAUAACCAAAAAAUAGUCAUGAAAUUCUCUUAUUAUACAGGGUGCAAAAAGUAACUAAAAAAACUUACGAAAUGGACAAUACCGAAAGAAAGCCCAAAGAAAUAAAAAAAAAAAAAGAAGAAAAGAAAGUAUGAUGCACGCUCUUCCAGAUAGCGUGAAACGAUAACAUGACAUGUAAGUAUAACUAUGAAGUGAAAAUGCCCCAAUAUAUAUAAACGUCGUCGUUCACACCGUGCCACAACCAAUCAUCUUUCUCUUCUCCGCUAUCUCACCACCCGCAAAACCCUUCUUCAUCAAUUCCUUCUCUUCACUUUCCACUCUCUCAAUUUUCUCUCUCAUUUCCCUAAUCGCAUCGCUCUCUACUUCAGAGCUUCUUUUUUUCUUGAUUUUUUUUCCCAUUUUGAUUUCUAGGGUUAGGGAUUUUUCAGAUUUUUCAUUUCAAUUUUUUUUUGUUGUUUUUUGCUGGUUUGAGUUUUCUUCUCGCACUGUCUUCUGGCGUGGAGGCACUGUUGAUUGUUGUUGUUUAAUGGAGGCCACGGCCGCCGCAGCAGCUGCCGCUCGCGGCGUUUCUCUUCAGUUGCAGACUCCGCCGAGGAAAGAAUGGCGCGCUGUUGCUGAACAUCAUCAUUCCUCAAGAAACCCUGAUGACGAGGAGUUUGUAAACCCAAAACUAGGGCAAUCAGAUGAGAGAACCAUAUAUGAGCAAGGAAGAGAGCCUCAAGAUGUUGAUUAUUGUUCGAUAACAAUGGAUGGAACAUUAGACAGUGAUAUCAUACAGCAACAGAUCCAGACUGUUGUUAGACAAAGGCAGGAAAUACUGCAAAUGGAGAUUGAACUAAAAGCUCAAAUCAUUGCCAGAUCUGAGAUAAUGGAAAUGCGAAGCAACUUUGAUGCUCAACUCAAGGAGCAUGCUAACAAUGCCAGCAAGUUUCAGGAGCAACUUUUAGAAAGGGAGCGUGCAAUUCAUGAACUGGAAAGGAAAAUGGAAGAGAAAGACAGAGAGCUACAUAAUAUUAAAUUAGAUAAUGAAGCGGCGUGGGCUAAACAAGACCUUCUCCGUGAGCAAAACAAAGAACUUGCAUCCUUCAGAAGGGAGCGUGAUCAUUCAGAAGCUGAAAGAGCUCAGCAUAUACAACAAAUACAUGAUCUGCAAGAACAUAUUCAAGAAAAAGAUAGGCAACUUAUUGAGUUGCAGGAACAAAAUAGGGUUGCUCAGGAGACAAUUAUGUUUAAAGAGGAACAGGUUAGAGAGGCCCAAGCAUGGAUAACUCGUGUUCGCGAGAUGGAUGUUUUCCAAUCAACAACAAACCAGUCAUUACAGGCUGAAUUGCGAGAGCGCACAGAACAGUAUAGUCAGCUUUGGAUGGGUUAUCAGAGACAGUUUGCAGAGAUGGAGAGACUUCAUUUGCAUGCUAUUCAGCAGUUACAGCUUGAGCUGGCUGAUGCAAGAGAGAGGGCUGGGACUUACAAUGAUGACUCUCGAAUGUCCCAAGUAAAUUCAAAAAGUAAUGUAGCUCAGUAUGGACAGGAAAAUGGAAGCCAGUUUGACUUGAAUGGAGGCAAUGCUUCUGGUGGAAAUAAUGGUCUCCUUACAAAUGAGAACUCAGAAAAUGGUCCCCAAUUUUCAACUUCAGGCAAUCCUUCAAUUCAGACUGAUCAUGCUCAUAGUGUCCCCAUUGCUCCAUCAUCUCUGAUUGUACCCCACUCAUACCUCCCACCUGGUCAAGUUGCUGCAUUGCACCCAUUUGUUAUGCAUCAACAAGGAGUGCCCAAUUCUGUUGCACCACAUGUCCCUCAGUCUCAUGUUGGACAUUUUCAUCCAGUGCCCACAAUGUCACCUCUGCAACAGUGGCAAAAUCAACAGGUUGUUUCAGAGGGCUUGCAGGCAUCCGUACAGGAUAAUCCCUCCUCAUCCCAAGCUGAUCAAAGUUUGAUCAGAUCAGAUGCAAAGUUUAAUUAUGAAAUGUCUGUUAAUGGGCAAAAUCUUCCUAGAGACUAUUUAGAUGCUCAUGUCCACCAACGCCAGGAGGCACAAACUGUGGUUUCACCAUCCACUGGGGAGACACAGUCGGUUGAUAAAGAUCAACUUAUUGCUUCCCAACAAAGUUUACAACAGAUUUCUUCACAGUUCUCUGAGGCCUUAAGAUUGAACUCUUUUAAACCAAAUGGUGAAAUAAAGAAUUCGGUGACAUUAUCUAAUGAUGGACCUGCGAGCCAAAUAUUAUUAGCUGAGCAAGCAAGUUCUGUUGCAAAUGCAUCAUCUGUUGCAAGUCAUUCUGCUGGUGAAAUGAUACAGAACAAUUCCGAUACAGUCUUGUCUGAAGCAUUCGCCUCUUCUGUGCAGACAGCUUCAACAACAAUUACAAAGGUUCCAGAGAUUGCUCUUCUUGAUGAAAGGUCAUUGUUAGCAUGUAUUGUCCGCACUAUUCCAGCUGCUGGCCGAAUUCGAAUUAGUUCAACGCUCCCUAAUAGACUGGCCAAGAUGCUUGCACCUCUACAUUGGCAUGAUUACAAAAGAAAAUACGGGAAGCUGGAAGAUUUUGUAUCUAGCCAUCCUGAAUUAUUUUUGAUUGAGGGUGACUUUAUUCAACUCCGCGAAGGGGCACAUAAAAUGAUAGCCGCAACCGCUGCUGUUGCAAAAGUUGCUGCAGCUGCCGCAGCAUCAUCUCCUUAUUCUUCGUAUAUGCCCGCUGUAGCAGUCACACCAAUGGCUCAAUCUCAUCGCUUAAAGAAAUCUCCUUCAACUGACUCUAAAAUUAUGAAAACUGAAAAGGCACUUCAGGAAUAUACAGUCAUCUCUUCAAAUAUGGGUGACGAUCCGUCUAAACUGUCAUUAAUGCAGCAUCAACAAUCCAAUGGUGCGUGCUUCAAUGUUGCCGGAGGUCUUUCAAAUGUUAAGAUUUUGAGUAAGCCCAAGGAUUCUCGUGAAAUGAAUGGCCCUGAAUAUAGUGUUAUCCAGCCUUCUGCACAAUUAUCCGUUGGAAAUGGGGGAAACCUUAGACCAAGUAUGAUCAGUGGCCAAAAUUCCGUCCCAGCAAAUGGGAGGUCGACUGCCGCUGUGCACCCUUCUCGAAGAUAGGAAGGUGCAGGGACGUAGAUUAUCCUGUGGCGCCAGGUUGAAGAUUGAAACAUAUAUGGUCAUGUCUUACUGUUGUGGGAGAACUUAUUUAAGCAUCGUCACAGUAAUUAAUUAUGAUCUGAGUUGAUGAUGCUAUCCCCAUAUUUUGUAGUAAUUUAUUUCUCCCCCGCAAUUUUAUCAGUGUGCUUCUGUUAAUUUGGCCUCGAGCUUUGAUAUUCAUGCAUACAUUGCAUCUUUUAACUGAUUUUUUGUGAAUGCUUGAAAGAUUAAUCAAUGUAGUUAUCAUUUUCAGUUUGCCA